Messenger RNA from Wickerhamiella sorbophila, 525 nucleotides. RefSeq lists its product as hypothetical. The coding region runs from base 1 to 525 and encodes 174 amino acids. Lineage: Eukaryota; Fungi; Ascomycota; Dipodascomycetes; Dipodascales; Trichomonascaceae. The record is from RefSeq and is a predicted model, not a curated record. The transcript has a single exon.
AUGGCAGCUCAGAUCAGGGCGUCAACCAAGCUGAGAUUAUCAAUUGAUCCAACGGCACCUGUGCCUCGUGGGGCAAGGUUUCAACUAACCUUCAUGACACCAAGAACCUGGGCACUUGUAGGCGGAUCGGUGGGAACUUUGGCAUUAGGGUACUUUGCCCGCCCAUUUUCGACUGGAACAAACAGAAUUUAUGUUUCGGUCAGACGCCAGAACGAUUUCGAGCCAUUGACGUCUUUGCCUAACCCCUUACUGGCCAACUUUUGUAUUUACACAGACCCGCUGUCCCUGCAAGUAUCCGAUGCUUUGAAGUCAAUUGUCAACGACGAGACUCCUUUCCCCGUGAGCUGUGUCGACAUUGAGUCUGAUGAGCCCGACGUCCAGGAUAUCCUUCGCCGCUACGCCGUCAACCGCAUCCCGACGGUUGUUGCUCUGCGUGGUGGCAACCCCGUUUCUUACUUUACCCCCAAAAAUCUUGACAAUCUCGAGCAGAAUCUGAGAAAUUGGAUCGCUGAAAUCGGUUCAUAG